Messenger RNA from Maniola jurtina (meadow brown), 1283 nucleotides. RefSeq lists its product as uncharacterized. Lineage: Eukaryota; Metazoa; Arthropoda; Insecta; Lepidoptera; Nymphalidae. The record is from RefSeq and is a predicted model, not a curated record. The transcript has 4 exons. The coding region runs from base 479 to 970 and encodes 163 amino acids. Gene Ontology annotation, molecular function: carbohydrate binding.
UAUUUUUAGGCUACACGGCGAGAAGUUUGCCCCGAUAUUUUCUUCUUGUAAUAUGCGGAAGUGCACUUUCAAUUACCUACUCAAUGUUUGCAAACAUUAUAUUUCGCUUCAAACAUUUUAAAGUGUAGUUUGUCCCUUUGUCACAUUCUUUUUACUAUUUCCAAACGAUUUCUAAACUUUUUCAAUAGCCAAAUGUCAAUGUCAACACUAUUGACAAACGUUAAGUUUGGACGGAGUUGAGACCCGAAAACACGUUUAGUAGGUUAUGUAAAUUAAAAUACAAGACUGAAUUUAUGAAUUGCAUAGUAUUUAACAUGAAUCGUCCAUGUGGUAAAAGGCUUGUGGUUAUUUGACGUACUUUAAUUAUAGUAAAUAUCAUUUUGUAAUUGACCGUGAGUGUUGAUAUUUAAAUCGAUUCAGUGGUUAACUCCGAUUAACAUUGGACGUCUCCCCUGUUGACAAUGAAGUUUAUGGGACGAUGUUAAAUGGGCACUCACAAAAUACUGCUUGGCCUGAGUCACAUCGACAGAACGAAAAUAUGUUUAGAUUGCCGAGGCCCCUAAAAAAUGGCGAUAUGAUAGAAAUAAAUGGAUUUUUACAAGGCGAUCCACAGAGGUUAUUACUCAAACUUACAACAGGCAUGAAUAAUCCAGAUGAUUACAAUAUUGUAUGCAAGGCUGAAGCUAAUUUCUCUGAGAAUAUUUUCCAUAUAAGCGGCAGUGUAAAUGGACAAAUAGACAACCAACCCCCCUCUGAGGAACCAGAUUUGAUUGGUCAAUUUCCAGCAGAUGGGAAAUUCAAUUUCAUAAUAAGAGCAAGAGGUCAUGGAUAUAAUAUGUACCUGGAUAUAGAUGUGUUUGAAUCAAAUAUGGGCACAAGAGAACUAAAACACAAUUUAGGAGACAUCACAUUUUUGACACUGGACGGUGAUAUUACCAAAAUUGAAGAUUUAAAGUUUACAUAUGCGUAAUUAUAAGUAUUUAAAGUAGUCUUACCCAUUGUAUUAUACUUAUGUGAGAUUUUAUUUAUUGUAAUUAUGUGCAUUUGAAUAAUGUUUCUCAUGGAAGAAUCACACAUACUGUUAUUGAUCAGAAUUCCAUUUUUUUUCAGUAUUAAGCUUGAUUUUUGUGGUUGUAUUUAUUGUUACUUUAAGUUUAGGAUAUUUUUUUUUGUUAUUGAGGAUCCCACCCAUAUGUUCACACUCUAAUGAAUAAUAUUCUCAAUAUUGUUAGUUAUUUUUUGUAAUAAAAUUAUGAAAAAAUAUAAAUUAUCUAGUUAUUCAA